AACAACUUUCGGUAUUGGUGUCCUGGUCAAAUUCAAUUUCAUGCUUUAGAAACAUAUUUUUCGGCAAUGGCAGAGGACUUGUCAAGCUUCAUUGAAUCUCAGAAGCGGAAGCUUGAACAGGAAAGGGCCGAAAUGUUACGGGCUCAAGAAAACGAGGUAAAAGCGAUAUUUUGACGACAAUUAAUUUAUUUAAGUUUUCUGAGCUAUUUUUAAACUUUUAAGUUUACAACAACUGUUUUUCGAUAAGCAUUUGCAGCUGUACGUUAAUGGUUUGAAGGCACUGUGCCUGAUAGUCUUAAUUUUUAAUGAUGAUUUUACCAAUAACGUAAUGCGCACAAAUUAUUGACUUUGGGGAAAUGGAAAUUUUGUUUAAGUACGUGAUAAACCACUUUCAGCCGGAUACUUUGUUUAGCAGCCUCAUCGAGUGCUGCAUUUAACCAGCUGUUUGUGUGGUAAACAAAUAAUGUAUUUUCGCAGACUGCAAGUUACAAUAAGUUGUUUUGCCCUAGGUGCCUGUAGUGAUGUAGUAGUUAUAACCAAGUACCAUUUUAGAAUUACACUUAAAAAUUGGAAAUACAAUAGCUAUUUUGUUCUCUCUAAACCUAAAGAUCAGGACCCAGUUGUUUGAAGGCUGAUUAGUGCUAAUCCAAAGUUAAAUUUUAAUCUGGGUUUAUUUAUUCCUUUAUUCAAAAGCCUUUUUGGGAUAAUUUCUGGUCUUCUUUUUAGAGCAUCAAAUAAUUAUAAUCUAGGCAAAAAGAAUUCGACUGAAUUUUCUUCUAAGCUAUCAGAUCUGAAAUCAGAUUUCACACUAACCCUGGGUUAUCUUAACCCAGCUUUGAACAACCCAACCCACAUUGUUAUCUUGCAGUAUUUUACACAUUUGACACUGGGGUUGAAAGAUGAGAGAGUCAAUGACUCAAAGCACUCUGAACAUGUACUUGUUCUUUUCUUUCUUUAUUACUCUUAACUUAUACCAGACUGUAUUUUUUUAUAUGGCCACCUUCAGCUGAGCAACAAUAAUUUAUAGAUGUAGAGUCGUUAUUCAGAUGAUAGCUUUCAACAGAAUUGUUUUUAUAUCUUGUUAUAGGACCGUAGCAGAACAAGUCCGAGAGGAUACAAACCUGAUGACAGGUAUUGUCAACUGUAAUCUGAACUUGGUUAUAUGACACUAAUGUGAUGUAAUUACCUUCUCCUUCAUGCCUAUAGUUAGGUCUAACAGGUUUUUCCUUCUAGUACUUUGCAGUCAAUAUUUUUUUGGCUGCAAAGUUCCUUUUUGACCUCACUUCCUUUUGUAUAUUGAUUAAGGAUAAUUGAUCAUGACUUUCUCUCAUAAGGAUGCCAUGAACCUAAAAAAUGAAAUGAAACCCUUGUUUCUUUUUGUUGGGGUUUUUAGCUCAAAACAAAAAUUAUUCUGGAAUCCAGGGCUAAAAUUUAUGUCCUCUGGAAUAGUAGGGCUCCCAGUGUUAUGCUCACUUCAAAUUGUUAUCUUGAUUUUAUUGGAAGAGUCACCUUAAUGGUUGUUAUCAGUGAGAGUAGCUAUCAAACAUGCAGAAAUCUAAGAAGAUUAGAACAAGAAUAGCAGGAAGACACUGUGGUGUAUUUUUUUGUUUAUUUACUUUAUUCUAAAUUUUUUGAUUAAAACAAUUGUCAGUUGUGUCAUCUCAUCUUUAUUUAGGUAUGGCCAAGUGGCUCCUACUCCAGCAUCUGAGUCAAGGACAAAGGCUAAAGGUAAAAUGUAUUUCAACCAUGUGCCAUUUAUAAGCAUUUUAGCCAUUUGCAUGGCUGUAAGACAUGUAUGUGUAUUAUCUUAUCUUACAUUUAACCCUUAAACUCCCAGAAGUGAUUCACAUGUAACUUUUACCUAUGAUAUUCGUUCACUAUCCAGCAAACUGGUUGUGAGAGUACUCAAAUAUAUCAGGUAGAAGUUGUUAUCUUGAUCUAACACCAGAUGCUCGUGACUAAUUCACAAGAAAAGGAGUAGCAGCUAGAGGGGAGAAUUAACAAUCAGAUCUUGGGGGUUUAAGUAUUUAGUCUGAUUAUGAGAAGUACACCUGUAGAUGAUGGAGCUUAUCCCAGGUCUCCUGGGCUGAAGUAGCUUGGUCUGAUUGACCAGAUUAACAUUGACUAGAAUGGUAGUUUUUGUCUGUUAGAAUUGUUAUCAUAAAGUGUCAUUAAUAAUUUUAUUACUAUUGCUUUUUUCAGUAACAACCCCUGAGAAAGACAAUGGUGUAGGAGGCCUGAAGCUAGGAGGUUAUGAAAAACACCAACAGAGGUUGCGUCAAGAGAGGAAAGAGGAUUAUAGAAAAUAUUUGGCAGAGGUAAGCAUCAAUUUGUCUGAUAGAGAGCUUUUGAAUUAAGUGACUACAACAGCCAGUUUAACGAGGGGAAAUGUUACUAGGAACCAAUGAGAAAUCAAGCAGAAAACAAAGUUUUGUUUAAGUUUUGUCUGAUGGUUAAGAAUGUGUAACAAGUUUUCUUAACUAGCACAGACGGAAGUAAAGUAAAACCAACACAAUUCUAGACUACUCUGGGACUCAACUGACAGUUCCUGGCUGUGUAUGAAAUUAUAAAUUGAGAACUCUCUUUUCCAACUUCUUCUCAUAAACUACUAUGUAAUUACUAUCAAUUGGGUGAACUUGGUGUUGCCACAAGAUGUGCCUUUCAGCUGAUAGGUUUGUCUAUUGUAUUUUCUUUGGGCAUUUUCUGGAUAUUGUAUUGAAAUUGAGAGGAGAAAUUACAUGCUAGUUAUUUUGUGGAGUGACAGGGUUUAGAUAGACAUUUUAAAUCACCUCAGAACAAUAUGAUUAUUUUUCAACCUAACGUAAUUAGUGAUAUUUAAAUCAGAGUAAUUUACUGGUCAUGGUUGAACAAUUUGUAGAAAAGCAAAAUCUUAUAUCAUGUGCACAAAUUAUUCAAUGUAAUAAAGAAGCCAAGUAACUUAAUUUAAAGAUAUGGAAAUUUUUUCACUGACUAAGUUUAUUGUGUUUUGCUCAUAGAAAAACAUCCGCAGCACAGGGAAAGCUAGCCCUGCUUUAUUGGACACCAACACAUCCCCUUAUCCUGGAUACAAGUCACAGGGGGUUAGUGUUCUUGUAGUUUCCCUACUUCUUUUAAUUUCUGGCUGAAACAACUGAUCUUGAAUGAAUUUUGUCAACUGUUGUCAGUUAUGUCUUUUACACAAUUUAUUAGUCAGUUCUCCUUUUGUCUGAGUGGUCAUCGUUAUAAAUUUGGUUUUGUUUUUAUGACACUUGAUUGAGAAUCACCCUAAAAGCAAUAUGAUCUUCAAAAUUUUAUUUAUAAAUGUGUUUUGGAUAUUGAAAGCAUGUUAAAUAAUACCAAUUUUGUGAGAUUUCUGGUUAUGAGAAUGGACAAGAAUUUCCUCCCUUGCCAUGAAUAAUGUUAUUUUUAAUUUGUUGAUAUACUGGUAUUCUAAAACGUAAUAUGAGGGGUUAGGAUUUGUAAUAGUUUGGUACUAAGAAGUAGAACUAGAACAUAGAACAGGAAAAUUUAUGUGUCACUAGAGUCUAAGUAUGUGUGAAGGGAAGAAUUAUCUGCAACAUUAAUUUGUUCUCUUAUUUAAUUAUUUCAACAACAAAAAUCAUUGAUUUCUUGUCAUUUAAUCAACAACUUAUGUUUUACAUACUGUCACCCAUGACCUUGUAUUUAGCCUUCUACGGGGUACAUGUGUUAAUUUGGUGCUGACAGUUUCAGUGACUAUCAUGUGAUAUCAGAAAUUAUUAGAUUUAGAAGGUUUUUUGUUGAAUUCAUUGAUUAACAUAUUUAUCACACGUUUUGUGAAUUAGAUUCUCUAAAUUUGGGAAUUAAUAAUAUUAUUAAGCUGAUCACAUUUAGUAUAAUGUCUAACCUAAAUAAUUAAUAAUCUUGAUUAUAUUCCUCCCCCAUAACAUAUUUGCAUAAUAUCAGUUUUCCUUAGCAGGUGGUGUAUAUAAUGAGUAAGAACCGACGAAAGUUUUCAACUCAACUGAUUAUUGUUUCGAGUUUAAAUCUCAGCUUCAAUUCAUAAAUUUUGGUGAUGAAAUAAGAAAUGUUUUUUCCAGUUUAAAAGUCAAGAACUCAACCAUCAAAUCAUGGCUUUUAAAGUCAGUUUGUUAUUUAUAUUGAUGGACAUUGGACAAUCAUGGUAACUUUAGUCUUAGACUGAAUUGUUAAAAUGAAAAGGGGGAGAAAAAUUGAAGCAUUCAUUUCAUGGACUGGGCUCAGUUGGAGUUGUUAAAGGAAACUUGCCGAACUGUUGAAAGGUUUGGGCUUCUUGGUGGAAAACUAAACUUUCAUGACAGCUGGCUUCACCUUUUGGUAAAGAUUGUGAGCUUUUAAAUUUAGUUGUUGUAAACUGGUGAUAAUUAUUUCGCUUUGAUAAAACAGAGGUUUAGAUAUUUGUGGGCUCAUUGUGUUGCCUAAGUGAUUAUGUCUUAUUUACCUUGACAUCGGGCUUUUAAUUAUGAAAGCUUUCACACACUUAUGUAUGUCAUUUAGCACUACUUAUUCCCUAUUAUGAUUGAAAGAAUUCAAAAGUUUUGUUGCAUGAUAUCUUUAUCAAUAUCGAGAUGAUAAAUACUGCUUCAAUCUGACAAGAUGUCAGGAAUUUGUUAAUUAGAGCCUUGAAUUUACUGCAUUUAUUACAAAUAAUAAUUUUACCAAUUUUUUUUUUAGGAAAAGUCUUCUUACGCAAUUAUACCCCCCACAUUCACAUAAUGGAAACAAUUUAAAAGUUCUGAAAUAAAAUUUUAUUCAAAGAUUUGGUAGCAAUUGUGUCAGAAGAGUUUAGAUGGCAAGCUUCUUGCUUGUUAAUUAUUACUUACUUUGUAUCACAAACAGCAAAAUGAAUUUUUUUAUAAAAUGAUUGUAAUUUUGUGAUUCUCACAAUUUUAACAAAUUAAAUUUAUCUCAAGUUAUCAUUUGCCUCAUUUCCUUAGUCCCAAACAAGGAGGGAUGAAUACAGGGAUGAUGAUGACCCCCACAAAAACAGAAGAAGAGGAAAAGAAAACUAUGAUGUAAAUGAUAUUUUUAAAAUUAAUAUUGCCCUAAAUACUUGCAUCUGAGUGAUUGCUCUAAACUAUUUGGAACUAUUUGAUAUCAUUAACUGCUCACAGCUGUAUAGAUAUAUAUAAGGCUAGAGUGAUGAGCAUAUGUUUGGUUCUUACUAUGGUUUUUCCUUCACAGGAUUUGGAAAGAGCCCAUGAUGUCAAAGACAGAGGUAAAAGUCUGAUUUGCCAACAGAAGUAACUAUUUAAUAGCUUUUGUUCUCUUAAACAAAAAAUAAGGUACAUUCAUUUAAAAAUGAAGAAAUGCUAAAGAAUUUUUCUAAUAAGAUAAUUUAUGUAAUUAUCUAGAAAAUAGAAAUUCUCUAACCAGUUCUAGGUAUUGGUAAUUAAUAGAGAUGUCAAUCAAAGCCAUUACUGGUGGUCAUUGCUGCCUGUAAGACCUCUCAUUGCGGUUUGUUUAGCCUGCAAGCAAGCUCUUAUUGCCACCUAUUUCACCUUUGGCAGUUGCUCAUUGAAAAAGUUAAUUUAAUCCUCUAACUCCUAAGAUCUGAUGGUUAAUUCUCCCCUCUAACUGUCUCACAUUUCCUUGUAAAUCAGUUGUGAGAAUUUGGUGCUAGAUUAAGAUAAUAACUUCCACCAGAUAUAUUUGAGUAUUCUCAUAACCGGUUUGGUGGAUGGUGCAUGGAUAUUGUAGGGAGAAGUUAUUUUUGAUCACUUCUGGGGGUUAAAGGGUUAAACCUUUGUGGUAAAUUAACUCACCCAUGCUAAUACUUUUUAUUGGCUUCAUUCUAGGGGAAAACAGACAACCAAGCAACUUGUUUGAGUCCUAUGAAGAUAUCUUACAAAGAAAGCGUGCCCAAGAGAGAAGAUAUAGGUGUGAGCUCUUACUUACUCUACAUUGUGAUUCUCUGCAUAAUUCUGUUUUGGGUUUGAUUACAAAAACCAAGAUUUUUUUUCUUGAUCAUGGGUAUUAAAACAAUUUUUACCUUUCUCUUUGGUAUUACAGAGGUUUUGAUGACUAUGAUUCUGGACCAGAAAGGUAAGUUCAGAAAUUUUAAGUUUCCUUCAGUACAUGCUGCUGUCAAUUAACAGUUGGUUUAUAUCAGCAUGGGCCCAUAGAGAUAUGAAGGGCAGGGGUUGCUUGGAGAGCAGAUGUGCGAGAGUUGCUUAAUAUGUAGCUGUCACAUUAUUAAUUAGUUCAUUUAAUUAAACCUUAUCAUUUACUCUCUGUCUCCUUCAGGCCCAUGAGACUGAAUGCUCCACAGUAUAAACAGAACUCAAGAAGUGAUGGAUAUCUUAGUCGGAGAUAUGAUGAUGAUGAUGAUUAUGAUGUAAGAUACUAAAUUUGUUUGGUUUAGAUUUCAAACAUGUACUGUUCAGUUGUGUGAUGGUCACAAUUGUGAUAUAAACAACGUCAACUGUAUGAAUUUGAUUAAAUUCUAUUUUAUUCACGCUAUUCAAAAAUUCUGUUUUUUUUUUACGGUCUCACAGAGUUUCAGUAGGAAUCGACCAAGAGCUAGGAGGGAGAAAAGCUUUGAAUCAAAGUAAGAUAAAGUUAUGUUGCUUAAUAGCCAUCUUGCAAUUUGAAAUAAGCACCAUGAUAUUGGGAGGUAAAUAGUCACUGGUAAAAUUAUAAUGAUGUUCAGUAACAUGCUCAAUUUGUUGUUGUUGUUGCUGUUGUUGUGUUUUUUGGUGGUAGAGAAGUGUGCAUAUCAUGAAAAGUCUCUCUUAGGAUUGAUAGUUGGGGAGUAGGGAUGGCAAAGUAGUAAGUUAGAGCAUUUGUCCCCCAUCACUAUGACCUGGGUUUCCAUUCCUGCAUGGACAUGGCAUCACACAUGAGCUGAAUUUGUUGUUGGUUCUUGUCCUUGCUUUGAGGGUUUUUCUCUGGGUCCAUCCUCCCAUGGUAAAAACAUUUUAAAUUCCAAUUUGACUUGGAAACAGUGGACAAGAAAAGCCACCUUGCAUUGUGUAAUGUCCAUUGCUUAAUUUCCAUUCCCAUUCUCAUAAGCUGAUUUCCUUUCUGUUUGAUUCCUCUAGGCGUGUUCGUUUUCAUGGUGAUGAAGAUUUGGAUGAUGAGUAAGGUCUUUUUGUUACUGCCAGUCAUUAAUUACCUUGAAAUUAUAGUACCUGCAAGUAAUUUGUUGCUAUGACUUUUCCAGUGUUGGGAUUUUCCUUUUUUUUUUAAAGAUCCUAUUUAGUAAAAGAGAAAUAUUCCAAAUUACUAAUAAACUAAGCCUCAGUUUUUUAACUGCUUGCAGCAACUGGCUUCUUGUUUCUCCUCAUGGUACUACCCUAGAAUCAAAUGUAAAGGUCAUGAGGAGAAAGGAAACAAUCACCAACCAGAGAAGCUCUUGAUUAAAAUUAAACAAAUUCUCCUUGUCAGCAUAUCAGAGAUAGUAGAGAGAGUAGUAAGGAGAAUAUACACACUCAUGUUAGGGUAUAAAAGGUUGGGGAUACCUCAUUUAAUUGGGUUUUAUCUCAUUCUUAGUGCAUGGGUCAAGCCUAGAAGAAAACUUGAUUAUUAUGAUGAUGAAGAUGAAGAAGAGGAACUUUUAGACUGGGUUUGUAUUUUUAAUUGGUUUUUAUUUUCUUUUAUCAGGUUAAUUCCUAACCUCUCUGCUAAAUAUGAUUAUGGAAUUUGUUUUGAGUGUACUGAAACAGAUAUGUCCAGAAAUGCAUGCAGUGAUAAAUCAAACCAAGCUGGUUUUGCUUGAACAUGUUUGACUAAAAUUCAUCAAAACCGUCAAUUCUGACUAAAAUUUGCCAAAAUCUUCAAAUCCAUGAACAUUCACCUGAUUUGAUGAAAUUUUGUCAAAUCUGCCAUUUUCUUUAAUGUGUGCAUUUCCGGACAUGUACUGAACACGACACAUUACCUUCUUGUGUGGUUAGAUGAAAAGAAGAGGAAAAAGACCACAGAGGAGAAAUAGUGCUCAUCUGCCAGAAAGGUAACUGUGUUAAUGUGUUAAGUUCAACCUAUAGUUACUCUGGUUGGAGUGCUGAGCUAAUACUUAAUAUCUAAGUAAUGUAAAUAAAUGACUUGCAAUGCAUUUGUCGCAAUAUUUCAAACAAUUGUCAUGUAGUAAUUACUCAAAACUAUCACAGUGACUUUUUACUCUGUAGUUUUUGAUAUGAUUGUCUUAUGUCAUGUUAGAAUUUAAGUAAAAGACUAAGUUGUAAUUAGUUUUUUGGCGUAGUAACCUAUGUGGGAUAUUUGGCAAAUGAUGAUAAAUCACUUGUCCUCAUCCUGGGAAUUACAAGACUUUUUGUUGGUCUCCCGACAUGUUGUGAGGGUUAUUAGGUUUAAGCAUUCUAUUGAAACUCAGUUGUAUUGAUUUGUGUUAGUUUUCUUUGAAUUUCCAGGCACAAUAAAUGAUUGAUACUUUCUUAUUCAAUUAGAGCACUACCUUGAAGAAUCUUUUUUAGUUUGACUGAGCAGGAUAUUGAUGUCUGACAGUGCAGCCUAGUUGGCUGUGCAGUACACCUCAGUUUAAAGACUGUUGAUGCCUAGCAUUUCUUUUAGCUUCUUAAAUUGAAUUCUUGUUCUAUAAAAACAGCAUGUUACCCUUUUUGCCUUUUAGAGAACCUCCACUGGAUGAAACACUCCAGAGAAGCAAAACUGACACUGGUAUCAGGUCACAUUCUGCCCCUCUUGAAGGAGCUGGAAUUAUUGGAGGUAAACUGCCUGAUAUUAAAAUAAGAUAAGAGUUUCAAUUACUGUUUUGUGAAAAAAUUAUCCAAGACUGAUGAUAACACUAAUCCUAUGAGUAUUUUGAAGAAUAAUUGUUUCUCUCACGUUUAGUCACUUCUGAUGUUGAUUGCAAUCCACAUCUCAGCUUCAUCUUGGAUAUUCACAGAGCUAGCCAUACAGUUAUAUCAAAUAUUAUUUAAAUCCUUUGUAUGCUUUCACUACAACUAAAAGUGGAUCAAGUGAUAAACAAGGUUGUUUGAUAACUUCAGGUUCGCAGGAAUCAAAGGUAGAUAAGGCCAAGAAACAGGAGCAGUAUAAGAGGGAGCUGCAACAGCAAAUGCAAGAGCAGGCAAACAUCAAAAAAAGGUAUCUUGCACUCUUGUUAGAUUAAAGUGUCAUGACUGGAGUGGUACAUUGUUGCAGGUGCAUAACAUAGUUUCUUUGGCAUGAAGCAAGCUAAGGUGGAGUUGGGUUACCCUCCCUUCCCUCUCCUGGACUAGAUGGAUGGAAGUCAAAGUAGGCAGUUACACAACAGUUUAUGAAGAUUCCUUAACCCUUUCGCUCCCAAGAUCUUAUUAGCAAUUCUCCUUACUGUCUGCCAUACAAUUCUUUAGAUUUUAUUCAGAGAAUUUGGUAUUGGAUCAACUAAUAAUCUUCCUAUAGCUAUUUUUCUUUAUUUUUAUCACUUGCCUGCUUGGUAUUGACAUUGAAUCUGAUUGUGAGGAGAAAUUCUGUCUUGGUUACUCAUGGGAGUUAAAGGGUUAACUGUUUAAUUGGGAUAGGAAGAAGCACUGUGUAAGGCUUGUGUCCUGCUCAAAGUCACAACACAGUGACUUGCACAGGGUUUUAACCUAGACUCCUCUAUCCACCGAGAGUGCAAUGAAUUUGUUGACUGAAAUUAUGAUACUUUUCAAAUAAUGUAUUUAUCAGCAGCUAAAGGUGAAAGGUUGAUCCAUAUAGAGAUGUAUGCCAUGUGCAUAGUUUCUGGAACCAAAGAUACGGGGAAGCUUUUUAUUUCUCAGUGAUUUAUUGUUUCUAGAUCCAUGAUUCUAUGUUUCAUUUUCAGAGAAAAACUGCUUCAUUUGGGAGUUGAGCAAAAUGACAGUGGGCCAGUGAACUCACAGGUUAUUAUUGUCUUUAUUUCAGUUUUUGCAUUGUUCCUCUACAAUUGCUGUUUAUAUAAAUUGUUGUAAUCAUUCCCUCUUCCUUGUUUUUUUUCCUGAAUACACUGGUAUGUACAAUGGAUGUGUUACAACUAAUUUGUUUGUGUUAAUUUAAUUUUUUUCUCAAUGAAUGACUCAAAUUCUUAAACCAAGAAAAAUGCAGUUAAUCUAAUUUGAAAUCAUGUUAAUCCUUUAACCCCUAGAAGUGAUUUACAAGUAAAUUCUCUCUGCAAUUCCAAUAUGUUUAUUGCAAACAGGUAAGGAUAACAAACAAGCUUAACAGCUAGAGGGUGUUCUCUUUAAUACUAUUUGGAUCUUGCAGCUAAAAGGGUCAACCUGAAUUCCAACCGUAACCUACAACAGAUACUUAAUUAGUUUCAAGUCAUGAGAAUGUUAUUUGCUCAGAUGAACAUGGUUGUAAAUUCAGGAACGUAACCCAAAUUUUGAAUUGCCCGAGGGGAAAAACAUAUGUUUAGUUUAUUCAUUUUUAAUUAGUUCUAGAGGUUUAAAAAAUCAAUUUUUCUUUCAGCUUGACAGAACCCCCCCAAAUACCAAUAGAAGAUCACAUCCUCCUCAGUCACAAGGCUAUGACACAUCCCUAGCCAACUAUGGACCUAGUUCCAGACCACCUCCUCACCCUGCGAUUCACUCAAAUCCUUACGAUGACCCCUACUACUAUUAUGGGUCUCUAGAAAUGGGGGCUCCCCAAGCCCCUUCAUUGAAUGGGCCUUUGGAUUCCAGAAGAGGUCAAGCAAACAGGGGAGGCCUAAAGCUGGAUGGUGGAAUGUCUGAAGGUAAUUUAGGUCUUUUUUUGUGUAAAUUUUCAUAUUUUUAGGAGUUGUUAUUGGGAAUGAAUUGGGUUAUUGCUAUUUUAUGUGGCAAAUGGCAUAUAACACGUCUCUGUCUAUUUUGGUGAUAGAUUGGAAUGCAAUUUUUUAAUUAACAAUUAUUCACCAAAGUGGUGAAUAUUUACUUAGCUGCAAAGUAGUGAGGUAAUAUCCACCUCUUUCAUUCAGGGGAAUAAUCAUUUUGGUAUAUACCACAGAGAUACAAAAAAAAUUAGUGUAUUUCUUUCAAUCUACCAAAAAAUGGUUGGAAAUUAAACUCUUGGUGUGCAUUUUUGUGUCAUAAGCUGCCUAUAGAUUAGUAUUUGCUAUUCACUUCCGAGCUAGCCAAUCAGCACUUGGGAAAAGCACUAUUCACUUGACUGUGUGGUAUGUACUAAAAAGCAACAUAAUGUGAAAACAAAUUAAUAUUAAUUUGAUAUUGCUUUGACUUUAUGACACAGGUGCUCAAACUAGGGAUGCACAUUCAAGAAGGGACCAAGGUAUUGGAAUGCAACGUCUAUGGUGUAGAAAUUGUAUGAUCCACUAUAAUAAUGAUUUGAUUAAUUUCAUUAGUCUUCAGUUGUGAAUUCAAAGAUUAUUGAUUGAAUCACAAGUCAAAUAUACAAAUGUAGAAAUUUUCUGUGUCUUAAUUUAUUUUGAACAUGCUGUUUAAGACUGCUCACUUGGAGCACACUAGGCCAUCUUUUGAGUGCUGUAAUUAUUCUAUGAUUUCAAAUGAUUAAUUUGGAGUCAUAUCACUUUUUCUUGAGUACUGGUAUGCUGAUAAGCAAUUAUUUUUCACUAAUCUGAUUUAUUGUUGCAGGAUACACCACUCCUGCUCCAUCAUCCUUUCCCCAGGGGAAUGAGGGUGAGUUAAGCCCUCAGUCCCGUCUGCAGCCCCCUGGGGGUUAUAGUAGUUUUGGAGCAGGAAGUGACGAUCCAGCAUUGGUAGACAAGAAAAAAGCUGCUCAGCAAGCCUAUCAAGAAGAGUUAAAGAGACAGGUAUUUGACUUGUGAAACUGUUUUGUCCAGUCAGGGCUAGAAAUGAAGUGGGAGAUGUUGUGGCUUAGAGUGUUAAAUUCUGGUUCCUGAAAGCCAUGGGUCAAUAUUUGUCUUUUUAACCCUGUAAGUCCCAAUAGUGACCAGCAUCUUAUUUCUCCUAACAAUAUCACUGUCUGAUCAAAUGUACAGAUCAUAAGAAUGAAUGAAAUGAUCACCAAAGAUGAAAUGUCUCGAUGUUUGAAAAAAUUCUCUCAAUAAGUAAAAUAAGAAACAUAUGGAGAACAGUGUCAAGAAUAUACAUGUUGAUAUCGGGGCUUAAAGGGUUAAGUGAAACUUAGAACAGUAGUGUGCCUCUUCACCUAGGAAUUGGUACUAAAUGCUGGCAGGUAACCUUUUUGACAUACCAUCCCAAGGGAAAGUGCAAUACUCUUAACCCUUAACACCCUAUCAUCAGUUUACAGGUUCUCCAUACUGUUAUGUGUGCACUACCUUAGAUGGUUCUUACAGAGAGAAUUUGCAUAAUAUUUGAGAGCCUCUUGACCUUGCAACCAUUUCCUUUAUUCGUAUGACCUUGAUGUUUGAUUCAGGGGUGAUACUGUUGAGAGAAAUUAGAUGCCUAUCACCCUCAGACAUUAAAGGGUUACUAAUUUGUUCAUUCUGGGAAACUUGGAUAUCUUUGGGGGGAGUUAUUCACUGUACUCAUGUGCAGGUGUUGCCCUUACAUAUUAAAGGUGGUAAUUCUUAAGCUUAUCAACCCUCUAUUUUUCAAUCAGAUGUGAGGUGGGUUGAAACCCAAUUGUGACUUGGUCUAAUACUUGCCAACUCCCAGCUCUAAUUAAAGGUGGAUUUCACAAAUGUAACAAAAACAAGAACAUAACUUAGAAACUCAAAUUUGUCAACUCGCAUCAGUGUGAAACUUGCUGAAAACAUUUAGAUGGCCCUAUGAAAGGGAGACCUUUAGCCAAAAGGUCUUAAAAGCAAGAGACUGUGUGGCGAUAUUUAAGAAUUUCCUUUACUUUUAGAUGCAGGAAAGAGAAGUAAAGAAGCGAAAAGAAAAGGAGGAAAAGGAGAGGUCAGGCAGCACUGAAAUUCUGGGUUCAAAUCUUAGUUUUAGAAAUCUGAGUGUGACUUGUUAAUCCUGGAAAUAAUUUAUAUAAUAAUUUAUAUGUUUAGGCAAAUGUUUUUGGUUUAUCAGAUAUGACAGGAAGAUUGAACAAGAAGCAGCUAAUUACAAUCCUUGGGGUAAGGGUGGAGCCGGUGCACCCAUAAGAGAUUCUGGAGGACAACUUGUUGGUAAGCUGGUUAUUUAAUUGGAGCCUGUAGAGGUGGUAACUAGAUGUGAUGGUAUCUGUCAGACUAAGUGUCUUUUUACUAGUUACUAAAAAAUCACACAAAACCUUGUUAUCUGUUACAGCCAGUUUUGUGUGGAAGGGUCGUUAACUUUAUACCCAACCCACAAACAGAAGAGUAUAAGGAUUGCACUUUUUCUUAUCUUCAACCUGUCCAGCUUUUCUUCUGGCAAAACUUCUUUUGAGAAAGAAUUGUUAGGUGCCUUAAAGCUCUUUUCUCUGAGGUGCCCACCUCUAAAAGUGUGUCUUGAAAUGCUUCCAGAUACAAGGCUCUACUAGAACACAGUUGUAAAUUAAUUGAAGUGAAACAAUGAUAGAGGAGUGGUCAUGGGCAUUUAUUCAGUCAUAUUUACCCCAGUCAGCUCACUAUUUCAUAAUAGAAAGGCUGUUAGAAGUUGGUUUAUUACACUGAGAUGCUAUAUUUCUUUUUCUAGCAAACUUACGUACUUUAAAGCAGUAUAAUGAUGAAGGAAUAAAUGUCAGCCCUCGGGAACAACCGCCUCCAGUAGAAACCAGGUUUGAUUUAUCAGCACCAAGUGUUCCUUACUUAUCCCCAAGACAAAGAGGGAACAUUCAGACCAGUCCAGCACCAGCUACAGGUAUUUUUUUAAAUUUUAUUUUGAAAUUCCAAACUAAGACAAGCCAUGGUUUUGGAAAUAUGAGGUACAUGUAGCCUGCAAUAACGGUCUCAUAAGUGAUGCAGCACAAAAAUGAGUCAGGACCCAGACCAAAUCCUUUGCUAGUUUGUUUCUCUAGCAGCUUGGCUACCUGAACCGCAGUGCCUAUGAAUGUUUAAAAAAUACACAUUUUGUGUAAUUGAAUGGGUAUGAAUAAAUGGUAUUAAGUUUAACCCAAAGAUUGAGGAAAUGGUAAUUCCACUCUUGGCAAAUGAAAACAUAUUAACAAUCCUACUAUUCCUCUUAGUUUGCUUGGCAUAGCAUAGGUCUAGCACUGUAAUUGUUACUACCUUCAGAUUAAAAAAUAUCAUGUGUUGAGUUAUGCCUGUAGUAACUGAGUGAUUGGCUGUUCUAGCUAUGAACGAUACAGUAAUACAGUUAACAGGUACUGUCAGUAGAAAUUCCCAUGCACUCAUUGGUCAAGAACUAUGAUUAUCAAUAAAGUUAUCAAUAAUAAAGAUGGCAUGAAAUGUAAUUCAACACCCAGCAAUCCUUUCUAUGUUGGAGAAAACAUGGCACUCAAAAUUUCUGAAAUGGGGACAGUGACUUUACAGAGAAACCUCUUGGCUGCCCCUCAUGGUUUCACUUAAGUUUUGAACAUUGUUGAGGUCAUUUAAAUGAUCAAUAAGGUUACAGGCAAUGAAAAAUUGUGGUCCAUCUGAUAUAUAAUUAUUUCACCUAACUGUGUGCAGUUGCUUUCAUUCAUGAUAUUUUUAUUGUUACGUACUUCAUUCAUGAUAUUUUUAUUGUUCAUUAGACUUAUCUGGAAAUGGACCAAGGACAACAUUUGGAAGGUCUGAUCCCCUCAAGGAAGCUCAGCCACAGGUAGGAACAUACCUAUAUACAUAAGCAUUCCAUGAAUAUGUAACAAAUCUCUUUUCAGUAUCAAAACUUUGUCCUGCUGUGGAUAUUAUGGAUGCCUGCUAAAUGUCACUCUCUCAGAAAAGUGUGCCAUGAUUCCUUCAUGCUGUUUAUCUUUGUGAGUUGAGAAUAUGUACAGCUGCUGUUCAAGGAAUCUUUUAACCCUUUUACUCCUAGAAGUGAUUAACAUGUUACUUCUCCUUGCAAUUUUAAUAACCCAUCAUGUAAAUAGGUUAUGAGAACAGAUGAUGUUAUGGUGUAAUUGGGUUAGGUGUACUUCAGGGCUGAUAUCAAUAUUCCUUUUGUUAUAAGGAUGAUCUCAAAAGAGCAGCCAAACUGGAGUACCAAGAGCAUCUUAAAAAACAGGUACUUUUAAUUACAACAAUGACUGUGUAAUUCAGUGCACAAUAAUGUCUAGUUUUAAUUUUGUGAGCAGCAGUGCCUGAAGGUGGAUAUGAAAGUAUAUUUUCACCACUAUUUUCAAUUUACAGGUUGAAGAAAAGGAGAAAAAGAAAAAGGAAGAACUUGAGAAAAUAAAACGAGAGGAAGAAGAAUUGGUAGGAUAUAAUUUAAUAAAUAGAAUAAAUAGUCAUCACCAAUAUUCCGCUAAAAAUAUUAUUUUUCCCCAGUUGUUAAAAACCCUCACAUGUCGUAAAAUGCAAGCAGUUUAUGCUUUUCUUUUUGUUUUGACUUAUAACUAUUUAAAUAUAUCAACUUCUCAGGAUCCUUUUUUCUCCUGAAUCUUGAAAGUCAAUUUUUAAUUAACCCUUUCACUUGUCAAGUCAAUUUUUGUUUCUGAGAAUUAUACAAUUUCUUGUUAGCCUUCCCUAAGAAUCUGUUUUUUUUUUUGUUUUUUUUUUGGAGACAAUAUCAUGUACUUGAUUGUUUUCUUUAUUCUCAUUGUUUGAUUUGUGGGACACAUGAUUUUUGAAUAAUUCAUAUUUCCUUUAGGAAAAAAGAAUAGCAGAGGAAAGGCUAAAGAUGCAGAAAGAUUUUGAGGAAGAGCAAGAAAAAACUCGAAAGAAAGAAGAGGAGGUACUCAAAUGUGCAGUAUCUGCUUCUAAUGAUUGAAUUAAUUUUUUAAACUAAUUAUUAAGGUCACUUAGUAAUAAAUCAUGAGCCUUUACCAACUGCAGUGGAUUCAGCUGCUCUGCCUAUUAUGAAUGCUAAUUUAACACUUUUGUGCCGUAGGCAAGAUUGAAGAAUGAACAGAUUAAAGAAGCUCAAGAGGCAAAGAAAAGAGAAGCAGAGAAGAAAAAGAAAGAGAUGGAGGAGCAGAGGCAAGCAGAGCUCAAGAGAAAACUUGAUACUGAAUUAGCAGCCAAAAAAGCUGCUGGUCAGGUGGGUGUGAGUAUCAUUUGUUGUUUUGUUACAAUGUAACUAGCAGUAUUUUAGAGAACUUGUCUCAAAGAGUGCUUUUAGAUUGAGUGUCUUUAUGGAAAAACUAAAGUAAAUCCAAUGGUGAAAUAGGGCAAUGUAAAAUACUGUAUAGAGCCAGGGAGAAUCCAUGGUAAAAACAAGAUGCUGCCUGAAGUGUGGGAAAAAUCAGGUGACUAGAUUGUGAUUGGUUUUGGUGCUGCAUCUGAUUGGUUUAGAGGGUGGCAAAAGUUUUCCAUUGCAAAGUAAAUCCAAACUAAUUGAAUCCUGGAUGAAUAUCAAAAAUCAAUUUAUAGUUACUCCUUAAAGUAAACCUAGUAAAUCUAAAGUCAGUGGCUAUAAAAUGGCUGAGAAAGCCAUGGGUUUCUUGUUCUUUAGUUGUUUUCAGGGAAUUCAUACUUGUAUAUGGAGGGUAAAAGGUUGAAAUCUCUCGCACUCUCGCAUACUGAUGCUCACAGGCUGAAAGAUAUAUAUAUGUAUCUCCCUUUCAAUGUCAGGAAUCCUCAACACAAGAAAGAAGCAGUUCACCUCCCAUCCCCACUGUCCUCAAAAGAAUGGAGGUAUGUACAGUUAAGCUGGCAAAGGCUGUGUUUUAAUUUUAUUAAUGUUAACUUUUAACAUUGUUUAUCAAUGGCCUUAACUAAUAUUUUGUAACAACUUUGUCUGCUUGUUGAAUUUCCCUGGAGAUGUGGGUCCAGGUAAGGUAGCAUGUCUGAAGCAUUUUGAGAAUUUUCUGUACCUUAAUUUGCUUGUGAAAAGAACAUGGGUUUAGGUUAGCACACUUUUGAUCCCUUUUGAUGAAAUGUUUCACUGAAGCUGAACACUCUAUCUUCUUUUCCUUGUUUGAGUAAUAUACAAAUUCAAAAUUAUUGCUGUGUAAAGAAAGUUGGUAGCAAGGAGAAAUUGUGUUUUGUUGUCAUACCUUAAAAGAAUGUUCUGAUUUUCCUUCCUUUAGGGGGAUGGUGAUGUUACAGCUAACUUCAGGUCAUCAUCACCUCCAAUUCCAGCAAUAGCUAACAAACAGACACCACAAAAUACAAAUGGUGAGAAGAAAUUGAUGCAUAUUAUGAAAAAAAAAAUUAAUGUAAUUCUUGCUGCAUAGUGUUAAGGAAAGGGUUAUGUUCAUAAGAGAAUGGAGCCUUCAAAUGUUUUUCUUGUUGAGCAGACUUCACUUAAAAUUCAAUUUUAAUUUUUUUUCCGAAGUUAAAAAUUUGAAAAUGUCUCCCAGGGCUAUCAGUAGCAAUCAAUGGAUCUUAUAACAUAUUAAACUUGUAUCAUUAUUUUAUGAAUUUAGGGUAUGUUGCAGGAUCUACUCCCCCUCCAUUGCAGGCCAGAAGAGGGCCAGGUAUGAUUUUUAUUUACUUUAUUUCAGAUCAAAAUUGUUUUAACCCUAAACACCCUAACAUGGGUCUACAGAUUCUUUGUACCAUUUUCUUUACAUUUCAUAUGGAACUGACAAGGAGAAUAUGUUUAGCAAUCAAGAGCUUCUUCAGUUAAAGUUUAAUUUUUUUUUCUCAAAGAACCUGUCAGGAGAGAUACACCAGAUAGAGAUGUCCUCAGUCAGCUGACAGCACUCAGGCAACAGCUUAAAAAUGAAGAGAAAAGAGUGCAGCAGCAAAUGGAUCAUUCUACAGCUGUGGUAUGAUUUAAUGUCAUUCUUUUUUUUUCCCUGUCUAACUUGAAGUGCACCUGUAUGUGCCACACAGUUGUGUUUGUACGAUUUUGAAGAUGUGUGUCUCUGUUGGAAACCAUUAUAUUUGUAAAUGAAAAAUCUAUUAAAUCUAUGCACAAACAUGAUGCUAUCAACAUUGCUGAUCCUAGCAGUAUGCAGGACAUUUGUCAUAUGAACCUCCUAAUAGACCUCGCUCACAACAGAGUCUCUGUGUCUUAGCAGCAGAGCAACAGAGUGCACAUUUUGAAGGUCUGAGGUUUGUUUCCUCAUGGAGACUCAGAAUUUUUUCUUUGUCUCAUGCUCAUGACAAGACUAACCUGUAUCAGUAAGACCUACAUUAAUACAAGCAAAACUAAAUUCAAAGCUACUAUUAAUGGUGAUUAGAGUUAUUCUUAUCAGAACUAGAGGUUGUACGUUAUUCAUCUCCAGGCUAAUCCCCUAUAUUUUGAAAAAAGUAUAUUUUGAUGCAAAUGGGGUCAUUAGUUUUUUAGUGCCAAGAGUGAGGAGAAAAAUUAAAUUUUUAGCUUUAAACAUAAACACAUAUAAACUAAGUUUGAUGGCCUAGCUUUGAUAAGUCUCUUAAAGUUUAGUAUUAAUGUACUUAUCAAGAGUUACAUCUUAUUCUGCUGGCAGCAUUAUGGAUUGUUUUUUUUUUGUACUGAGUAUACUUAUGUCAUUAACAAGAAAAAUUCAUGUUUUGAAAUAUGCUUUUCCUGUUGUCACAGAAAGGUUACUCUGAGAUGCAGAGAGUUCCUGAAGACCUUGAAAGUAGAAGGUAUACCAAUGUUAGACUCACUAAUUAAUUAUUAAACAUGUGCAAGUUUAUUCUUUUCCUCCAAUUACACAUAUGGUUAUACCUUUAAGUCCUUGAAGUGAUCAACAUGCAACUGAUAGAUAGUAACGUUAUAAGGAAGAUACUCGGAAGCAAAUCAUUUUUAAUAUUUCUUUCUUUUCACUGUUAUUGUGCUGUUUCAUCUUCUUAGAGUUAGAAGGGAUGUUGAUGUCUUUGAUAGGGCUCUUGCCAACAAAACUGCUGUUGUAAAGAAAGAUACUGAGGUAUGAUAUAACUAUUAACCCUUUACACCUGAACAUCAGUAUCUAUAUUCUCUAUACUCUUCUCCGUAUGUUUCUUUUGAUACGGACGAGGAGAAUUCAGUUAAGGAUAAAUGUUUCUUAGGUUGGCAAUCAUUUCCUUUAUUCUCAUGAUCUUAAUAAAUGGUUUAGCUGUAUUACUGUGAGGAGAAACUAGAUGCUUGUCACUCCUAGGGUUUUAAGGGGUUAAUAUUAUUAUCAUGGUAACCAUAGAUGAAAUUUAUGUGCAGUUUUUUCUUUGGAAAAAAAUAUCAUUUGAUGACUUUUUCAUAACUAAAAAAAUUUUUUUUGCUCUUUUUGCAGGGAUUUUCAGCAGCUGAUGAGUUUAACAGGAUGAAAUAUGAAGGUAAUUUACAUUUUUCUUUCUUACAUAGCAUCCAAUUAACUAGUAUGUGUGUUCUAGAUAAUUGCAGGUUACAAAGUGUAGUGAGGUAAUGAUAAAAUGCAAGUCAGAGAGUCAAUUGAUGUUUUUUCUUGCCUACUUAUUGUUUAUAAAUUUAUUUAUCUUUCUGGUGUUUAGAAACAUCUUCUCUUGCUGGGGAAUUCAGAAGCAAGUUUCCAGAGCCAGUGUCCACUGGCAGUGUGUUAGAUCUUCAACAACAGGCCUAUCUCAGGUUAGCAUUGACAGUGUAAAGAUUACAAUGCUAAUGAUGAGUUCAUCGAACUGGUCUUUAGAGCUGAUUACAGGUGGCAGAUACAAACACUAGAGACUAAUAAAUGCACGAGUUUGAAAGACACUUAUUCAUAGUUGAUAAAGUGUUAAUUCAUUUUUUGUGUUUCAUCUAUAGAGAACAAGAAGGCAAACUUGCAGCAUUGAGAUCAAGUGAGUGAAUAACAAAAUGCUGAUUUUCACAUAGCAAUAAUGUCAUCUUAGUUGUGCCUCACUUUUAUUUUAGAUUUUUGGAAGAGAAACACAGAUUUGCAUCAAUAUAUUAAUAGACUUUUUCUCCUUUGAAAAUGUGUUGGCUAAUUUUGGUGCUAUAACAACUUAAAAUGUUUCAAAGAAUAAGAGAUUGGUUAACCCUUUGGCUCCAAAGAGUGACUAGCAUCUAAUUUCUCCUUACCAUACCACCCCUGAAUUAAGCAUUUCGAUCACAAGAAUAAAAGAAGUGAUAAUCAACUAAAGAAGCUACUGAUUGUUUAACAAAUACUCCUUAGCAACACCUAAGGAAAUGUAAAAAGAACAGUAUGGAGAAUAUGCAUUCUUAUGUGAGGAUGUAAAGGGGUAGGGGAGUGUGAGCUGGGUUGAGAUCAAUUUUUUUUUUUUGAGACCUGAAUUUUACAUCCCUAGUGUGAGAUUGGGUAGGCACGUAUUACUGCAUCUAGUAGUGUCUUCAGUUGACAGUCAUUCUUACUGACAAUUAAUGUAUUGUUAACAGAUCCCAGCAAAAGUAACAAACAGUCUCCUAGAGGUGGACAACCUUACCAAGUAAGUUUCUUUCAUUUAAAUUUUUCCCUUAUCUUAUUAUCUUACAAAGCCUAAAUGCAAAGUAUUUAGAUUUAGCUUUUCCUAUACUGGAUAAUUCUCAUUGACAGAAUCCAACCAUGCCUUAGAGUGAUAAUCGUAUUUCUUUACUUGCACUGUUUGUAAUUACCAAUUUGCCACUAAUAAGUUAAAAGUAUUGUUUUAAAGCUGUGAGGGUAAAUCAGAAAACUGCAAUCAUUUCCUGAGAGAUUGAUGUCAUUGAGAAACCAAACCUUGGGAAAAACAAAUAAGUGUGAUUCAUAUGGAGAACGAGAUUUUUCCAUUAAAUAGCUGUCUUUUAAUCAGACCAUGGAUACCAAAGCUGAUAGAAGUCUCCUCCCAUUACCUAUUGCGCCAUCUAAUGUUCCUCUAUUUAUAGUUGGCAAGACGUCCACCAAGUCGUGACUCUCUUUUGGAAUCAGAAAGUCAAUUCCUUGCUGUUGAUGACCCAAAGCAACUGCUUCCAAUAGAACAAAUGGUAUCGUCCAGGCCAAGGCAAUCAUCUGCCAGAGAAAGACGGAGAUGGAAGCAACUUGAAGAAAUGGCAAGAAACCCUAGAGUAAGAAAGUUUAAAGCUUGUCAUGUUUUCCCAAGUGCCAAUCACAGGUUUCCCUGUGACAGCUAGUUUGCCAGAGGGUGACUGUAUCUAAAGGAUGCUGUUUUUCAUGUCAUAAAUUGAUAGAACGAAUUGUCAUUCAAACCUGGGUUAGAUUUGGGUGUGACAAAUUUCAUUUUCACCCUUAAAACAAAUGUUUUCUGGAUUUCACACAUUGAUCUAACAAACAGUUCAGCAAGGCAAUAGUGGCCAAAGAAAAACAGCUAUCCCUGGAACUUUGCAGAUGCACUGUCACAGGAGUCCUUACUGUCUUUCAGUUUAUGGUCUAAAAUUUGGCUUGUGUUUUUAAGGUGGGCAGGUGUUGCUGGAAAGUUGUGUUUUGGGUGUCUCAGUUAAUAGUUAUCAUUUCCUAGUUAUGUCUCAAAUUUAUGAUGAACUUACUUGCCAAAACCCUGCAAAGUAACCAGACUAUGAGAGGAGUUCUCUGGCUUCCAACUCUACCAUAGCUAUCAAGGUGGUAUGAAAUUGCCUUCAGCAAUUUAGACCUAAAAUUACUCCCCACUAAGAUGAAACAACCUUCCCUCUUAUUUUGAUACCAGGUUGUCUCCCUCAGACCAUUAUUACUCCUUUUUGUUGUUUUAAUGAAGAAUUAACUUAGUUUCCCGUUUUUAAACUGGCGAAGGCAAAAGGAAACUUUGAAUUUAAACCAUUCAUAGCACAUUAUGUGACAAAAUGGCACUUAAUGUUUAUUUUUCAGCCUCAUGACACUUACAAGCCUCCAACCCCUGGUGGUUUCUCUUUAAAUUCUGUCACAAGUUUUAAUGUGGAUGAAGUAGCAAAUAAGAAUGAGGAGAGGCUAAAAAGACUUGAACUCAUCCAGCAAGGACAUGGAAGCAGGAACAGCUUGCAAGGUGACCCUGAUCAGGUCCUACAACGAUUCAUGGAUGGUAGAAGGUAAUCCACUGUCUGCCUUGUAUAUACUGUUUAUUUGAUUAAGAGAAUGAAUCUUUGGUUUUAACCAGAAGCUUAGUGCAAAGUUUUGAAAAGGCUAUCAUAUUUUAACCUUUACAAUAUCAAUACAUAAUCAAGCAGGCAAGUGAUGAGAAUAGAGAAAAUUAUCAAGUAGGAGAUUUUCAGUUGAUCCAACACCAAAUUCUGUGAUGUAACUUCAUAAGAAUUGUAUAGCAGACAGUAUGGAGAAUUACUAAUGAGAUUUUGGAAUUGUAAGCGUUAAGAAAUGCUUUAUGAGUAUUUGUUUAAAUUAAGUAGUGUUCCUAAUCUGUUGUUUGCCUGUUUUUUUUCCCUUAUCAUGCAGUCGUCCUUCCGUCUUUGGCAGUAGACUGUCAGAAGCCUCACUUGAAGCAGAAACAUCUUUUGAACCCAUAUGAAACCUGCAUGGUCUACUACUCUAGCUGUGUGUCAAAGAUCUUAUCUCACCUUUAUUCCUUUGCAAAGUCUAUAAGUUUGUACUUGAGAUAGCAGGCUAGCUUCCCUGCUAAUUUGAGAAUUUUCCCAUGCAAACCCUUGCACCCAGAUACUGGAAUGAAACUUAAUAGGUUGUACCUCGUUCAUAUCUUUACCUUAGCUAAAAUUGCUGGCACAUAAGAUGAAAUUGAUCCCAAAAACUACAAGGCCUGGUCCAUUCCAGGGUCUGAUUUAUUUAAGACCAAGAUUUCUCUUCAGCAGGAGUACAGUCAUGUGUGUGGAAAAAAGAAAUAUUGUCAUGGCAACUCCUUCCUGUACUGUCACCAAAUUAUUUGGGGGGAGGGGUGGGGGCAACAUUCAUACAGUUGUAACAUACUAUGAAUAAACUACAAAGAAGGUUUUUUUAUAUUGUUAACUACAGUUAUAUUACAAGGGAAUAUAUUGAGUGAGUGCGUAAUUUAUAAUGUUAUCUAACUUCUCAUGGGUCUUGUAUCAUAUUCUUACUGCUUGUACAUAUGUAUCUUUUUAUACAUGGUUUCCUUUCACUGAAAUGCAUAUCUGCAGUUUUUAUGAGGACAGAUUAUGAUGUAUAUAGAACUGCAAUGUGCAGUGAUAUUGUGGAGUGAACCUGCACAAAGCAAUUGGUAUUUUAACAUGUCACAGGCAACUACAAAUAUUUAUAACUUAUAGAUGUUAGGGACCUACAGGCUGGUUGUUCAAAACAUGUUGAAGCUAAUUAUGGGUUAGUGCAAAUUUAUAUCAGUGCUCAGUAGCUUUUAUAUUCAGGGUCAGUUCAAUCACAAAUGUUGGUCAAGGUGUAGGCUUAGGAAAUCACUUAAAAGGCAUGUGUAACUGAUUGAAAGGGUCAACAUUUUUCGCUUGCCUCUUACAUGCAUAUGAAAUUUACUUGUGAAAUGAUUGGGAAAUCACAUAAAGACUGUGCCUUAAAACAUUGCAGAGGCCUGAGUACAUGCAGAUAUGUGUCAAGCUUAUUUAAUGAUUAACUUUGCUGACAGUAUUACAUUGUACUUUCCCCUAAAAAAUAGCCCAUACAUAUACUAUUAGGCAAGAAAUAUCAAAAUCUCCCUCCAUACUCAUGUUUUUACCAAAAGAUUGAAAAUUUCGGUAUGAAGUUUGAGCCUUAGGAACUACCUAAGGCAAUUUUUAGGUAAAAUAGUUAUUUCAGUCACAUCGAAAAGGUGUCAAUCUUAUGAAGUGCUUGUUUACACAUAAAGCUUAACAUUGGAUCUUAAUAGAAAGGUCUGUGGGUAACUGUGGUUGAAAAUAAAAUGAAUGAAAUGAUAAAUCAUAGCUCAUAUAGUACUUUCAAUCAGUAAUUUUAAGUUUUCCCUGAAGUUUGCCUUGUUUCUGUCUUGUUUGAAACUUCAUGUCUUUUUCCAGUUGGC
Molecule: messenger RNA, 23563 nt
Organism: Pocillopora meandrina
Lineage: Eukaryota; Metazoa; Cnidaria; Anthozoa; Scleractinia; Pocilloporidae
Source: the annotation of a GenBank genome assembly